Chara braunii is the source of this 925-nucleotide messenger RNA. The record is from the annotation of a GenBank genome assembly. NCBI's taxonomy places the organism in Eukaryota, Viridiplantae, Streptophyta, Charophyceae, Charales, Characeae.
GUUAGAAGAGUAUCUCCGCCGUCUUCGUGCUCCAUUGCAUCACGGCUGCCUCAUCGAUCUCCAUCACCAUGGCUGAGCCUGUUCGCGUACUUGUCACCGGAGCUGCCGGUCAGAUCGGCUAUGCCCUGGUCCCGCUCAUUGCCAGGGGCCACUUGUUGGGCCCGGACCAGCCAGUCAUACUGCACAUGUUGGAUAUUCCCCCAUGCGCGGACUCUCUCAAGGGUGUGGAGAUGGAGCUGUUGGACGGGGCCUUCCCACUUCUUCGAGGUAUCGUUGCGACGACGGAUGUGGUGGAAGCUGCGACCGGUGUGAAGGUUGCGGUGAUGGUGGGCGGGUUCCCUCGCAAGGCUGGCAUGGAGCGCAGAGAAGUUAUGGGCAAGAAUGUCACCAUCUACAAGGAGCAAGCGGCCGCGUUGGACAAGUACGCCGAUAAGGACGUCAAGGUGCUGGUGGUUGCGAAUCCSGCGAACACGAAUGCGCUCAUUCUGAAGGAAUACGCGCCGUCGAUUCCCCCUAAGAACGUCACCUGUUUGACGCGUUUGGACCACAACAGGGCUCUUGCGCAGGUGGCGCAGCGCGCGGGCGUGCCUGUCAUCGAUGUUAAGAACGUCAUCAUCUGGGGCAACCACUCCUCCACGCAGUAUCCUGACGUCAACCACGGAGUUGUCAAGACUUCGGACGGCGUCGAGAAACCAAUCAGGGAGGUCAUCAACGAUGACGAAUGAAAGCUCUCCAUCAUGUGUUCUAUGGAUGCGACCGUCUCCAUCGGGAAUUUGGCGUUAACGAGGAACGCUGACCUGCGCAUUGUGAGUGUCCACAGUCUUCCUAUUGACGAUUUUUCGAGGUCGAAGAUGGAUGCGACCGCCGCCGAGCUUGUGGAUGAGAAGAACCUGGCAGAUUCUAUUAUCAAGGGCACUUAGACAGG